CGGGCUCUGCCUCGCUGGUGCGCGCGCGCGCUUCAGCGAGACACUUUGGCUCACGGACUUCUGCUGAGAGAUCAUCUGCACUUUGAUCAGCUUCAACUGCAACCUCAAGGAGCUUGUUAAAGAUUCAGCAUGGGAAACAAGUUCAGCAGAAGGCGAGAUGCCGCUGUCAGCAGUGCUGCAUCUGCAGCCAGUGAACAGAAACCUGCAGUGGAACAUUCAAAACCAGCUUUAGACUCUGGGAUAAAACAGGAGGAUGCAAAGGCUGAGAGUCUUGAUGUUCUAAUAGAAGAACCAACAAAAGAGGAAUGUGCAUCGGAGGUGAAAGGAGAGGAAAGUCCUUCUGCUUUGGCCCCAAGAGAAGAUGCAGAGUCAGAACUGCUGACACUGGAAACUAAAGCUCCUAAGGAGCCUAAACCUCUGGUUUCAGACGCCAGUCCUCCAAAACCAGAAAUAUCUGCAAAGCCCAACCCUGAAGCUACAAACGAAGCUGAAGCACAAGUUGCCUUAAACCCAGUUGAUGUUUCAGAAUCUGUUCUGCAGUCAGAAGCAGACACUGAGUCCAUCCCUCAGCCAGUGCCAACAGCAGCUGAGGCGGCUGUGCAAAGCAAAGACCAAGAACCCCUCACCGAUCCGGUUCUUUCUGCACCCCCACUGAUUGACUAUGGUGUCCCUGAUGUGAUUUCCUCCCAAGCCACCAUCCUGCUCGAUCCAGAUGAGUCAUCAAAAUGUUCAGCAAGUGAGGAAAGUUCCACAGCAGAGCCAGCAAAAUUUACUUCAGACUUUCUGGAGAAAUUUACAGGGGUGGAGGCCGAAGAGUGCCUGAAGACGCAUGAGAGUGAUGUCAACAUGGAAAAUAUUAGCGAACUCCUAAAAGCCUCAGAGCUGAAAGAAAAUGAUCUUCUCAGUGACAUCGUUCCAAUAGAAGACAAGAUCCUUGAUGACACUCCCAUCACAGACAUGAGCACAUCCAUGGAGUUUAAGUGAAUCCAUCAAAAACGAUCCCUGAAACAACAAAAGAGGAUAUUCUGUUAACCUUCUCAACGGGUCGCUAAGAAAAAAAAGGCAUUUUCUUUGUUACUCCAAAUGCUAUUUGCUAUAAUUGAAAAUACUAAUAAUACUUUUAAAAGAGCCAUGCAUCAGGUUGGAAUGAAUUGAAGCGGCCAGUUGAUUUGGCUUUGGAGCAUAAAUAGGUUCAAAUAGCACAGAAUAAAAGUACGAAAGUAAACAGCGUCAGACAACAGAGAUAUUCCUCUAUGCAAACUCUCUAACUAAAUAUUUUCUCCUACACUUGAAGGGAUUAGUAAGAACAACCUUCCAACAGCUUAUUUAGAACCGCUGCUUACAAAAGGUGAAGAGAGAAAAAUAAAGGUGUGUCCUUUAAUCUGCACAUCAUAAACUAACCAAGGAUGUUUUCUUUCUGAAACCAAAGAGUAAAAAGACUGCACAACAAACCGCGACCGAAGUGCUAACUCCAUGUGCAUCAAAACAAGUGUUUAAACUGCCAAAUAUUACGCUGAAUUUAAUGAUUGUCAGUUUUACUCGAUAGUGGCUUGCUUGUGAAAAUAAAGAAACUUAUAUGUCUAUGCUCUUGUUGUUUAUUAAACAUUAACUGAUUUUUGAGCAAAUAAAUAGGUUAAUUACA
Messenger RNA from Cyprinodon tularosa, 1642 nucleotides. Its product is annotated as RNA polymerase II degradation factor 1-like. Bases 130 to 984 code for a protein of 284 amino acids. NCBI's taxonomy places the organism in Eukaryota, Metazoa, Chordata, Actinopteri, Cyprinodontiformes, Cyprinodontidae. The transcript is spliced from 2 exons. The record is from RefSeq and is a predicted model, not a curated record.